Messenger RNA from Protopterus annectens (West African lungfish), 4026 nucleotides. RefSeq names its product bromodomain-containing protein DDB_G0280777-like. Gene Ontology annotation, cellular component: CERF complex. Gene Ontology annotation, molecular function: protein binding. The transcript has 15 exons. Lineage: Eukaryota; Metazoa; Chordata; Ceratodontiformes; Protopteridae. The record is from RefSeq and is a predicted model, not a curated record. Gene Ontology annotation, biological process: chromatin remodeling. Bases 1 to 3729 code for a protein of 1242 amino acids.
AUGGAUUCUGGAUCCAACUCCAGGACUCCUGUCACACCCACAGGGGUUGAUCCAUCCAAACCUAUUGAGCCUCAAGCUGAUAGCUUGGUUACUCCACUUCCAGUAGUUGACAGUAGUGAAGAAGAAGAAGAAGAAGAAAAAGAAGAAGAAGAAGAAGAAGAAAAAGAAGAAGAAGAAAAAGAAGAAGAAAAAGAAGAAGAAGGUAAUACUGACACUACACUUGAAGAUAAUGAGGACCACCUCCAGACUGAAAUGACUACUGAAUGCUGUGCCAAUGACUCAAGACAAGAUAUUUAUGUGGAUCAGAGAGGCACUUGGUCACUUUUAUGUCAAUCUUUGGAUGAGUGGCAAAAUCUAGCCGAAAGCUUUAAGAGCAGCAAGUCUUCCAAAGAAAGAAAAUUAUGCAAAAUUCUCACUGAGAAUUUCAUUCCUGAGAUUGGCAAUCUUUUGAUUCAAAAGGAAAAGAUGCAGAAGAAGAAGCUAUCACAAGUAAUACCUAAAAGAACAUCUUUUAGAAUCCAGAUGAAACGAAUUAUUCAGGAAGAACUGGAAAGACAAGAACUGAUUGCAUUGAUUCAAGAACAAGAAGAAAGGUUAGCAAACAUUCCUCCAUCUCCUCCUUCUCCUUCUUCUUCUUCUUCUCCUUCUCCUCCUCCAAAGCAGCAGCACAUAAUUACAAGAGAAGACGUAAAACGAUUUGAAGAGGAACAACGAACAUAUGCUAGGGAAGAAAGAGAAAGACGACACCGGUUGAGAGAAGAGCGAGCCGUAUUACGGUCGCAAGGAAUUCUUGAUUCCCCAGAUGCUGCUAGGAAGAAGCAGAAGAUCAAAAAGAAGAUUGCAUUGUUAUACUUGGAUGAAGACAAGUAUGUUUUAAUGCAAAAAGUUUUAACAGAAGUAAAAAAUCACAAGGAUUCAUGGCCGUUUCUGGAGCCUGUUGAUGAAGCUUUUGCACCAGGAUAUUAUUCCAUUAUACAGGAAGCCAUGGAUCUUACAACCAUUGAAAAGAAAAUGUGUGAGAAACAGUACAAUACACGAGAGGAAUUUGUAGCAGAUUUUGUUCUGAUGUUUAAGAACUGCAAGACGUAUAAUGGGAAGAAGAAUGAAUAUACAACAAUGGCAAGGGCUCUGGAAAAGUGCUUCACCAAAUCAAUGAAUAAACAUUUCCCUUGGAAGGAAGUAAUAGAUGAAGAAGAGCUUACAAAUGGGAUGUUCAGUGAUGAGAAAGACAUACAGAAAGUUGAAUCAGAUCAGGUUGUUGGCUUUGAUGCUGUUAGAAAUGCUGGUAAUAAAACUUUGGAAACCAGACUGGAUGUUUUGAGGUAUGGUUCUUCAGAUGAAGACACGAAAGAAGAGGCUGAUGACACAAAUGAAACUGGCAGUAGAAGUGAAUCAAGUGAUGACCUAAGGUUGCAGACUAUAAAGCAGGAUGUAUUUCCAAGCCCAGGUGUAAGUCCACAUUCUGAGUGUACAGAAUUAUCCAAAGUGGAGAUGCAAACUCGCAUGGAACCACUCCAAAAGCGAAUCCAGCAGCAGUACAAACUGCAGCAGGAAGUGUGCGAACCACAGAAGUCUCUCAAUCAUCCAAUUAAUGGACUGUACUCCCUAGCGUAUCCAGCUGUAACAUUUGCACCUUGUGUAGGCCAAGGAUUGAGACCUUUAAAACCAAACAGGCCUGCUUCUGUGUACUUUGAAGCACAACAGCAAAAAGGACACCAGCCAUGUCUAAAUCCUGACUCAUCUUCUUCAGAAUCAGCACAUCAUAGAAAACCUCCUCCAAAUCCAAAUGCACAGAAACUUCUGUUGUCAAAAGACCUGAACAUCAAAGACUUCAAUCAUGUUGAACGACAUGGUCUUCGUACAGAAAAGCCAUUCAAUUGUCAGUCUGAUUCUAAGCAAAGAGUAUCUGUGGGAAAUUCUUAUGCUGUGUUACCACAUGAAAUAUCACUGAAAUAUUCCAACUCAAAUAUAUGUCAGAAUAUGAGCACAUCUGUAAACAAUGCUAUAGUGCAAGAACAUCGGACUAGCAGUGUUCCGCAAACAUCUGUUCAACAAACAACAUUCCCUCAGAAUAUUUCUUCAUCAUCAGAUGUAACAGCUUGUCACCUAAACAGAACGAUUUUCAAUGCUGCCCAUUUUUCACAAAGUUCUGUUGCACAAGCAAACCAAGAAGCUACCAGGCGACCAUCAUGUCUGAGAAAUGGAAAUGAUGAAUGGCAGACUCAGCAAAAUAAAAUUAAUUAUUUUGUACCAGGUUUCCAGAGUAAUAAAUCUGGUUCUCUGAAAGCUAGUCAGGAUAUAGAAUUGAAUAAAGUUAGAGAGUGGUCAUCUCAAGCAAUGGGCUGCUUAAAAUAUGAAGAAGAUCAAACUAAACAGAAAUCAUCAAACAAGCAGGAAGUAGGUAUAAAACUGGAGAUUUCCAAAGAUGACAGAGAAAUAAUUAGCAUAACAGAUGAUGACACAGAUGAUGAGAACAUUAAUAUUGGAUAUGUUUCUACAUCAGAGAGCAGAAAGGAGGGAACACAACAAACAAAAGGAGAAGCCAGCUGUAGUAAAUCUGGUAUUGACUCUCCUCAUUCAAGCAAGUAUGAUACCCCAUUGAACCGAGAACAGACUGCUUCAAAUUUGAAAACAGCAGAAGAUAUAGAUGUCCACAAAGAAGUUGGAAAUCACUUUAAAGUCACGUGUGACAGCAGUUCCCUUGAUCCUUCAGGAGGUUUUACAAAACUAAGAAACUCUGUACUUGUCAGGGGUUACUCCCAGAAGACCCCUAGUUUAGAACCCUUGUCGGUACAACAGAACUAUGCAAGUCUUCAUAAAGACUAUCUUUAUGGAGGCCAUUCUUACGUCCAUCCCAUGGGCCAUGUUUUUUAUGUCACUACGCCCCACAGACAAUCUCCUUUUCAGUUACAUCAGCAUGUACCUCAACAACAUACAGUAUCCAGUCAUAACCAUGUACCUCAACAGCAUACUGCAACCAGUCAAAGCCAAGUUACUUAUAUUCAGCAGCCAUCCUUUCUGCAAAAUAGAACUUCUCCUGUAAACCAUGCUCUCUCUGCUAGUCAGUUACCAGUGAUGUUUUCACAGAAGCAGGAUAAUCUUAGGGAAGCUUAUCAAAGAGCCAUAAGACUGUCAGCAUCUGAACAAGAAAUCCAGCAUCAAAGACUUAAUCUGCGAAACAGUUUGUCACACACUGGUAGUGACAGUUUACAAAACUUUAAUGAAAAACCUGUCUCUGAUCAACCAGUUGUGAAUAUUGCUAAGGCCUCACAUAAGCAAAGCAGACAAUUUGACAUGUCAGAGGCUGAAAGUUUAACUUUAGCAAAGAGAAUAAAACUACCAAAUUUUGCUCCAAACCCUUGCCCUUCUGUUAAUUUUACUGGACAACAGAAACCAGCCACACUUGAAUCCACCUCAGUAUCAUAUCAUAAUAUAAACAACUUUCAUAAAAUUCAUCGUCCUGAACCCGAGUUUCAUUUUCAUUCUGUAAUAACUUCAGCACCUCGAAACAGGCUUCCAUUUCAAGAGGACCAGGCCCCUAAUAAGGAACAGUAUCGCAGCACAGUCAUUGCUCGGAGACCACAUGCCACCUGCCAUGAGCUGCUGUAUGAAAUGGGAAGGUUGGCAGCUACAUCACAAGAGAAGAAACAGCUUGAGAGUAACAGUGAAAUUAGUAAUCUUAAAUCACAAGACAACACAGUAAUUUCUGCUUACCACAAUAAGGUUUAAUUUUAUGAAUAAACAUGGAAAAUAUGAAGUUCAGACAUUGCAGUGUGGAAGAAGAUGAAUGCUGUACAGUUUUUCUAUGACCAAGAAGCUUCUGUAUCCAGAGACUUCAUUCUGACAGAUUUUUGUAUUCUUUAAGGAAUAAGUAUGUAUCAUUGUACUGUAUGUAAUGUUAUGUCAUAUGUCAAAAUGGUCUUGGAAAUUUUGUUUACAUGAGUUAAUGACAUUUCUGCCAUUAUGUAUUAUUUGUUAAAAAGCAUGUUAAAUGUUUAUUUUAAUAAAGAAGUUUCUGAAAGUGUA